AUGGCGUCUUUAUCCUCACAGAAAACUCCUUGCACUUCCGAUGGUUGUAAAAGUGUGGGUAUUUUGAAAUGUGAAGGUUGUUCUCAAAUAUUUUGUCGAAAACAUGUUAAUGAACAUCGAAAUCUUCUUAACCAUCAAUUGGAUGAAAUUGUCCUUGAACAUGAUGCACUACAACAAUUGUUUGUGGAAGAGAAAAGCAAAGAAAACUAUUAUGAUCAUCUUCUCAAACAAAUCGACAAAUGGGAACAAGAAUCUAUAAUGAAAAUUCAACAAACAGCAAAUGAAGCACGACAACAAAUUGAAAUAUUAUUUAGUUUACAAAAAGCAUUGGUAUCAACAGAAUUACAUAAUCAGGCAGAAGAAUUGAGAAAAGCUCGAAUAGAUGAUGAUUUUGUUGAAACAGAUCUUCAUAAAUGGAUAAAUAUGUUAGAAAAAGUUCAACAUAAUGUUAAUAAUUUUAUUCAUUCGACGACUGUUAGCGAAGAUUCAACAGAAUUAGGGGUGCAAAAUUCAGAAAAUGAAGAACGAUUUGGAAAAUCCCUUGGAAAUAUUUGUAUUGCAGAGGAUGGUCUUUUGGCUUAUCAUCUCAAACUCGACAUAGGUGAUGCAUUUGUAUGUGGAAUGAAGGAAUAUUCAUCGGGCAAAUAUGAAAUUCGAUUUCUUAUGAAUAAGAAGGAUUCCAAAUAUACUAUGUCGUUUAAUAUUAUCUCAAAAUCUACUUCCAUACCCAAAAAUGAAUUCGAUCAAGAAAAGUCAAGUUACGGUUGGUACAGUAACGAUAACAUUUGCUUAUGCGGUGCCGAUUUGUCAUUGUAUACAGUUCAUCAUGAUAUGAGUGGUGAAACUACAUUUGAAAUCGAACUCUUGAUUGAUUGUGAUAAUCGGAAAAUAAGUUAUUUCAAUGAACGAACAAAAAAUAGACGAGAAUUAAAUGUUGAUAUUACAAAAUGUCCAUUUCCUUGGCAAUUACUUUUUUAUUUAUUCAAUGUCGAAGAUUCUGUUCGACUUUUGUCUUCAAAACAAUUACUUUGA
Molecule: messenger RNA, 1032 nt
Organism: Rotaria sp. Silwood1
Lineage: Eukaryota; Metazoa; Rotifera; Eurotatoria; Philodinida; Philodinidae
Source: the annotation of a GenBank genome assembly